Fundulus heteroclitus (mummichog) is the source of this 2254-nucleotide messenger RNA. RefSeq lists its product as uncharacterized. Lineage: Eukaryota; Metazoa; Chordata; Actinopteri; Cyprinodontiformes; Fundulidae. The record is from RefSeq and is a predicted model, not a curated record. Bases 130 to 1689 code for a protein of 519 amino acids. The transcript has 9 exons.
UUAAGAAAGAACCCAAUCUUUGCGGCCGGCAACGAACUGCUGAUUCCUACGACGCUGCUGUCGCCUCUCUGUCUGAGGAGAGCAGAGAGGUCAAAGGAAUAAAACUGAACUUUAAUCCAAAUUGUAGAGAUGUCGGAAUCAUUUCUACGCUCCGCCAUCACGGAGGCCUUGCCUGACCUUCCAGAAGUAUCAAAGGACAUCUUACAAGAAACUCUUCAAUCCCUAGGGAUAGAGACCCAUGAUGACUUUCAGUUUGUUAAGGAAGAAGAUUUAUUGUCAGCCUUGAGGCCUAUACAAGCCCGGAAGCUGGUUGCUGCAUGGAGUCUGAAAUGCCAGGCCCAAGAAAGUGCUUCUUCAAGCCUUACUGCCUCACCAGGACCUUACCCAUCCGUGAUGUGUGAGUCGCCAAUUUCAACGUCGUCGUCCAGCAGCGGUCAGAGCCCACAGGGCAGUUUUCCAGACUCAUUUGUGAUACCAUGGAGGAAGUUCCCCGAGGAUUUGACGCAGGCUUUGGAGAGAGGAAAACGUCCAGGUCCAAGUUUGAGGAAAGAGAUGGUGAGAAUUGUGGUCCGUGAAAUGAUGAAAGUAACCACUUCACUAUGUAAAAGGAACGCUGUUGAUGUGGCUAGGAAAUUAGUGGCCAAAUACCCCAAAUCACUGCAAGAUGUCAUUGAGGGUGACAUAAUUGGCACAGGGUACUACUCCCUUGUGAAACAAAUUCAAAAUCGGAUCGAAAAUGUGAAAAGACCUACAACACCUAAAAUAAAAAGAAGACCACAUGACUCUGACACUGAUGAAAUCCCCCCUGAAAAACGAGCAGCGAUUCAAGACACCUAUGGGUGCAUCCGUUGGCAUGUCAAGUUUCUGCCCCUUGGAGAAACAGCUGACAGCCAGCAGCAAAAGAAAGAUGAGCUUAAAAAUCUUUUUAGUCAGAAUGAGCAAAGCCCAGGUCCUGUAAAGAUGCUUAUGAAGUCCACAUUCUACACCCAGCGACAAGAGGUGAACCAAGGAAAGGACGUGAAGUACCUCCUGGAGAACUGGCCAUAUUGGUUUUGUGAAAUUGGCAUGGCUGUUCACUUUAACGAACUCACUGGAGUGGACCUAAAGGAAACCUUCCUAAAGAAUAUGGAACAGAAGGGGGAAAGGCUCCUGCACUUCAUGAAGACAGUUGCUGUCAACAAAUCCAAAAGAUUCUAUCAAGCUGCAACAAAGCUACAAAUGAUGAGGGGAGAACACCCAGGCUACACACAUGCCACAGAGAUGGUGCUGCUCCUCCUGGCUUAUUUUGAUGAGAAAGAAGAUGUGAUGUUCCAUUAUGUGGAGGACACUUGCCUGGCUGGGGAAGUGGACCUGAACAGCGUUCCCUUGACUCCCACGAUUGUUGUAUGUGGGCAGUCCUGCUACUCCUCCGGACGGAUGAUGCUGAGUGUGGAUCAAGUCAUCGUGAAUGAGAACAUCUCUUCCUUCAUCUCGGCCUUGUGCAUGAUGUUUGGCAGCUAUUACUGCUUUAACAUUCAUUACCCAUCCACGCUUGCAUCGACCCUGGAAUUUCUACAGAGAUGUUUCUUCUCUAUUAAUCCGGAGAAGGGGACAAAAGUGGAACAAACAAAAACAAAACGGCUCCAUGUGAAUCCAAGAGUCCUUACUUUGAUUCAGGACCUCUCAGACCAUGAAUGGCGAGCUAUUUAAAAAGUUGUUCCUUCAAGUGGCCGCGACAGUGAACACCCAUAUGUUUCUCUAGAUGUUCUUCUAGAAGCAAUGCAGUUGCAUGUUAAUCAAGCCUUUACCAUGAUUCACAAGCUCUCCAUGAAUGGCGAGCUAUUUAAAAAGUUGUUCCUUCAAGUGGCCGUGAACACCCAUGUUUCUCUAGAUGUUCUUCUAGAAGCAAUGCAGUUGCAUGUUAAUCAAGCCUUUACCAUGAUUCACAAGCUCUCCAUGAAUGGCGAGCUAUUUAAAAAGUUGUUCCUUCAAGUGGCCGCGACAGUGAACACCCAUGUUUCUCUAGAUGUUCUUCUAGAAGCAAUGCAGUUGCAUCUUAAUCAAGCCUUUACCAUGAUUCACAAGCUCUCUAUGAAUGGCGAGCUAUUUAAAAAGGUGUUCCUUCAAAGUGAUGGAGCCGAUGAACACCUAUAUCACCUUUUUUCGUGGCUCGCUAUUAACAAGGUUCACAUUUAUUCACUCACUCACUACCACACCCCACUCAUAAUCCCUCUCUCACAAACACAAGUGCAACCACACACACACACACACACAC